Pelobates cultripes (western spadefoot toad) is the source of this 169-nucleotide messenger RNA. The record is from the annotation of a GenBank genome assembly. NCBI's taxonomy places the organism in Eukaryota, Metazoa, Chordata, Amphibia, Anura, Pelobatidae.
AUGGCGGCCGUUGCUGGUGCGCCUGGGCCGGGAGAGGGAGGCGAAGCGGCAGAGCCAGACAGUGAGAAUAUCCCCGGAGAAGGCCGGCUGUUCGAGCCGGAGCCGCAGUGUGUGCAGUCCGAGCCGGAGCUGAGUGUGUUACCCGCUCCCUCUGCCUGGGAGAGCCAAU